AUAGCGGUUUCCAAAAUGUCGGGGGAAGUGUAUCUCCUGUGGCUCCUUUCGCUCCUACAAACGCUGUCGGCGUUCGGCGCUGACCUGACGUCGGAGGCCUGCCGGGAGAUGGGCUUCUCCAGCAACCUGCUGUGCAGCUCCUGCGACCUGCUGGGCGAGUUCAGCCUCAGCAGUCCAGCCGUCUGCCGGCAGUGCUGCCAGCAGGAGGCCCAGCUGGAGGCGCGCAAGCUCUACCCAGGGGCCAUCCUGGAAGUCUGUGGAUGAAAAUUGGGGAGGUUCCCCCAAGUCCAAGCCUUCGUCCGGAGUGACAAGCCAAAGAUGUUUCGAGGUCUUCAGAUCAAGUACGUCAGAGGCUCGGACCCCGUGCUGAAGCUGCUGGACGAGGCGGGGAACAUGGAGGAGGAGCUCAGCAUCCUCAAGUGGAACACGGACAGCGUGGAGGAGUUCCUCAGCGAGAAGCUGGAGCGCAUCUAGAUCAUGACGGCAUCCCUUUAAUGCUCUCUUAUCAAUUCCCUUUUCAUUAAUUUUUGUAGCCUGCCCGAUGAGUAACUGAUUGACUAGACUGUCUUUUGUACCAAGGUAAAAUCAAUUAUACAAGCAAAGAAAGAUUAAUUUCUUCUUUUUGAGAGUUUAGGCCAAAUUAUAUUUCCCAGAGGAGUCGUUAGUAGAACAUCAUCACUGAACAAAGGGACCUUAAAGUGUAGAUUUAAUCAUGUGCUGAAUUUUCCAAACUAAUCAGUUUUUCGCGGAAUUACCAUCCUUUUUUAUUUUCCUUUUUUACCUUUAAAGUCCUUGUGCUUAUUUUCUUUGUUUUGUUCCAUUGCUCGCCCCUUCAUCACCACCAGGUGUGUGAUUAGGGGCCCCUCCAUGAUUGGGCCUCAGUGGCCCUCCGAUCGGGGGCGCUGUUGCCAGGAGACAGACUCUAGUGACGAGCUCACAGUAAACCAGUUUGUCCUGGCGUGUGAGGUCUGAUGUGUGUGUGUUCCCCCGGUGAGCGUUCCUCUUGGCAGAGACACUGAGGCUCUUCAAUGCCCUUUUGUUUUUGAGUGGUUGAGUCGUGUGGUUGCUAUGGAACAAUAAAAACAAUCUUUCACCGA
Gadus macrocephalus (Pacific cod) is the source of this 1097-nucleotide messenger RNA. RefSeq names its product selenoprotein F (gene selenof). The record is from RefSeq and is a predicted model, not a curated record. Gene Ontology annotation, cellular component: endoplasmic reticulum lumen. Gene Ontology annotation, molecular function: oxidoreductase activity. NCBI's taxonomy places the organism in Eukaryota, Metazoa, Chordata, Actinopteri, Gadiformes, Gadidae.